AUUACUGAGUCUGUAUGUGACCUGGGAGAUGGAGAGGCCGGGACCAGGAGAGAAGCAGGCGGACGCUCAUAGGACGGCAGCAGCCACCACCCCCAUCCCAUCAGCACCCGUCACCAUGGCAACAGUCAGCUCCGGCAGCACCAUGUGCACCCCGGCGCCCUCUACUUCCCUGAGCAUCAUCUCGCCCGACCGACAGGCGGUCCAGGUGAUCCAACACGCCAUCCACAGACCUCAGAGCAUGGCGGCCCAGUACCUGCACCAGAUGUACGCCGCCCAGCAGCAGCACCUCAUGCUGCAGACCGCCGCCCUGCAGCAGCACCAGCACAGCCCUCAUCUGCAGAGUCUGGCCACCAUUCAGCAGGCUUCAGUCUGUCAGCGGCAGUCGCCUUCUUCAUCCGGUGGCAGUUUGGUUCAUCAGCCUGCUGGUGUUUCCCAAAACUCAAUUACUUUACCAGCGUCUCCAGUGACAGCCCAGCUGAUUGGACAAACCCAAACAUCCACCGGUGCUACAACCACCAUAUCCCAGCAGGCCAUGCUCCUGGGAAACAGACCGGCCAACUGUAACCAAGCUCAGAUGUACCUCCGCACUCAGAUGCUUAUUCUAACCCCUGCUGCCACGGUGGCUGCAGUUCAAUCAGAGCUCCCUGCUGUCACCUCCUGCUCCUCUUUACCUACCUCCUCUCAGGUGCAGAAUCUGGCUCUGCGUGCCCACUUGCCUGGAGCUCUGGCCACAGCCCACAGUGUGAUCUUAAAGCCUUCGGCCCAGUCACAAGCCCUGACUACAACCACAUCUUUAUCCAAGACCUCAAUCUGCGGCCUGAAAACCAACCAGCUGACUGACAGCUCAACAGAAACAGGACCGGCUGAUGUCACCCGGCUGGUCUCAGGACCGCAGAUUAUAACGCCAGCCUACUCUCCGGUGCAGACCAACGCUCUGAUCAAGCAGCAGCUGUCCUGUCCGCCGGGCCAGCGGAUGGCGCACCACCAGCUCAUCCUCCAGCAGGCUGCAGGAGGAGCUCCGCACCACAGGCAGCUCCAGCCCAUCGCUCUCAGAGUAGCACCUCAAGAAGCCAACUCCAACCCUCUUUCUCUUUCAGUAAAGAGACUGACCACUCCCAGCACCCAAUCGAAAACCAACAACGGCCACCAAGCCCCUUCUUCUUCGUCUGUCACCAGCGUGUUUGCAUCCUUAGCUCAGACCUCAAUCCCAGCCGCCAGCGUUCAGCCUCAGCCUCCCCCUCUGGUGGCCGCUCCACAGCGGCGGACAACAUUCCCACAAGUUCAGAACCAUCCUCCGCCUCCUCCUCCGCCUCUGGUUCUCCCCCGGCUGCCCCAGAACCCCCCAGCUUCCCUCCAGAGGCUGUCCCUGCACUCGGUCCAGGCUUUGGCGGUCCAGUCGGGACGGAUGAUGCUGACGGAGCGGGAGCUACCCGUAGCAGAGGCUCUGGUCCAGAUGCCCUACCAGAACCUCCCUCCUCCUCAGACGGUGGCUGUAAAUCUGAAAGUGCAUCGAGUCAGACACAAUGAAACUCCAUCGUCCGGGCAAACGUGCAAAGUGAAUGGAUUGAGCUCAGAGGAGAGGAAAGAUGCAAGUUCUCCCAGUUCACAGCGCGACAGGACCCAGACACCCCUCACUGGGCCUCCUAAGCAGAACGGUGCAGUGACGGGUUCAUCCUCCAUCGUAUCCAGUCGCUCCGUGAUCAGGUCGCCUGUGGUGGAAGAACCGUCCCAGCUCACCUCCACCAGCAGCAACCCUCCUCCUCCUCCUCCUCCUCCUCCAUCUCCUCCUCUGCCUCCUCCCGUCCUGCCAGCAGCAGUAAGAGGCCCCAGCCAGCCCCCCUCCCCCGCCAGCCGCCCAGGCAGCCCCGACAGGAUACUGACGACCCAUGUCCUCACACACCUCAUAGAGGGCUUCGUCAUCCGAGAGGGCCUGGAGCCGUUCCCGGUGGUCUCCUCGCUGCUCGCAGACCAGCAGGCUUCACUUCCUGAAUCCCAGGAGAUACAAACUAACGGGGAUGCAGCAGCAGAGGACAGUCCGCUGGAUGCUGACCAGUCGGACACAACAGACUCAGAGAUGGAGGACGAUGGCCCUGCAGCAGAUGUUGCAGAGCUGGGGGUGGCAGGUGUGCUGCAGUGUGAGUUCUGUGGGAGUCGAGGUUACUCUCACACAUUCCUGCGCUCCAAACGCUUCUGCUCCAUGACGUGUGUCAGAAGGUUCAGUGUGAGCUGCAGCAAGCGUAUCACUGUGCUGAGAGCGGGUCGCUGGGGUCACAGGCCGAUGGGCAGGAGAGGACGACCCCCCAGCAGCAGAGUCAACGGAGCCUCCAGAGAACAUUUCCUGAGACAGGCUCGUGGGUCGUUUGAAUCGGAGGAGACUCGUGAAAACUCCCCGAGAGACGAGGAAGACCAGGAUGAAGACGAGGAAGACGAGCCUCCCGUUCCCAUGACAACCAGGCUCCGGAAACAGGCCGAGAGAGAACGAGAGAGGGAGAGAGAGCAGGACAGAGAGCCGGAUCAGAGGAUGACAGAAACAAUCAGUGUUUCUGACGGAGAAGAAGACGUCAGCCGUCCGUCUCAGUGGAACGUAGAACGAGUGUUCUCUUAUAUCAACUCCCUGCCAGGUGGUCGGGAUGUAGCCGAGGAGUUUCGCUCCCAGGAAAUAGACGGUCAGGCUCUGCUGCUUCUAACCGAAGACCACCUGGUCAGCACCAUGAACCUCAAACUGGGACCUGCACUCAAACUGUGUGCCCACAUUAAUUCUCUGAAAGAUGCAUAAACAUGGAUGUGUUGAUGAAGAAAAACAGGAGGACGGCCUUUUUUUACGGAGGACCACUUUCCUUGGACUUUUCAAACAGAGAGUUAAAAAACGCAGAGUGCAUCAUGUUGAACUGAAACCAUGAAAACACAGACUGCUGUUUUUCUUGAGAACACUGCCAAUCAUUUCACUCCGGAGUGAAGUCCACACACUGUAACAGCUGAUUUUAUUACAUAAGAUGAGCAUUUCUUUCUAUCUCCUCUUGUCUUUCAAUUCCAGUGAUUGUAGCAGUUUGGCUCCGCUUAUCCAUUUGUUUCAAAAUGGUAAAUUAAAAGUUCUUUGUAUCAUUUGUAAACAAAGAAAACAACUUAUUACAUUAUUACACAGAAAGUUAAAGGAUGCUGUACAAUCUCAAAGUUUACAAAACAGAUUUACUAUC
Anoplopoma fimbria (sablefish) is the source of this 3194-nucleotide messenger RNA. RefSeq names its product polyhomeotic homolog 3 (Drosophila) (gene phc3a). Lineage: Eukaryota; Metazoa; Chordata; Actinopteri; Perciformes; Anoplopomatidae. The record is from RefSeq and is a predicted model, not a curated record. Gene Ontology annotation, molecular function: zinc ion binding; protein binding. Gene Ontology annotation, cellular component: PRC1 complex; nucleus.